This is a messenger RNA of Coregonus sp. 'balchen', 1024 nucleotides long. Lineage: Eukaryota; Metazoa; Chordata; Actinopteri; Salmoniformes; Salmonidae. The record is from the annotation of a GenBank genome assembly.
AUGGAGCUCAAAAGCAACGUGUCGAAGUAUCUGGUGAGUAAAACAGACAGCAUGUGUGAUAAAGCUACUACUAAGGUUUUUUGUUAUACUGAAAGUCAUUUGUAACAAUCUAUUUAUUUGCCAUACUUUUAUUGCCAUAUACUUCUGAUGUGCUAGUUGAUUCAUCUUAUAAAAAACAAACGAAUUGGUUGCCUCAUGUAUUCAUCAGUACAGUGCAGCAUCACAUCCGAUUUGGACAAAUUGAUUCAUUCAAUUGAUGAAAAUGCAAGUAGAAUAGUUUCUGUCCCAUGGUUUUUGAUUAGCCUGUCUGUUUCUGCUUUAGUUUCAGCACUAUUCAUUUGUUACAUAACUUAUAAUAUUUCCAUCUCUUCCCGUCCUCAGGUUGUGUGCGGUGUCUCUAUGCUGCUGGGCCUGACAAUGGCCAAAGGGAAGGAGGAGGAGAAGGAGAGGUGUGAGGACACACUGACUAUCCCUUCAGACUACUACAAGACUCCUUCAGAGGAAUCAGAAGGAAACGGGAACAUCCACACACGCUCCCUGUCCCCCUGGACCUGGAAGUGAGUUUCCAGUAACACACACACUAAAGUAUUUGAUACUGUACUUAAAGGGAUAGUUUUCAGAAAUGUUGACCUCGGGAGGAGUUAUGCUACUGUCUUACAAUGUUAAUACAAGCUCUAAGGAAAGCCUGUGAAAACUAUCCCUUCAAACAGUAUUUAGUACGUUUUACUGUUAAAAUAUUUGUUGUUGAUUUAUUGCUUAAGUGGUUUUCUUCUCUUUCUGUUCCAUCUCCAGACCCACUACAGUCGAGAACAGUAUUCCUACGACCAUUUGGGAGGCCGAGUGCAGCUCUAUGUACUGUGUCUACCCCACCAACAGCAGCCAGGCCGUGGGCUAUAGGCAGAACUCUGUACUUAUCUACCAGCAGGUCCUGGUGCUCCACACCUCAGCCACUAGGAAGUGCUACAGCGUCUCCUUCCUGUCCAUGGCCGUGGGGUGCACCUGUGCCUGGGCAAGGACAUCUUGA